AUGUGGCAAGCGCUCCGCCAGGAAGCUUUUAACAGAGCCAUUGAGGCACGUAAACGAGCCGAGAAGGUCGCAGAAGCCGCUCGCGAGUUACUAGAGGAUGCGCGUGCAGCUCUCGAGGUCGCAGACGAGGAUGACACGGAAAGCCCGGAGGAAGCUUCCGUGUCGAAAGCAAUGAAGCAAGCAACUUCUCUGCAGAGUAGCGUAGUACUACCGCUUCGAGCGGGUGACGCCCUCACUCGAUCCAACAAGCCAGCGAAGAACCCCAUAAGGCCAGUGGAACUGCAAACAGAGACGUAUCCGCGGGAGCACCGAUCGCCAGCUACGACCACGGACGACGAGAACGGUUCGAGUCAAGCUGCUUCGAUCGUACCGGCUCUUGUCCAGCUUCCAAAGGCCGUAAGUGCGGAACCAGAAGGCGCAGGGUCCACGUUGCGGCGACCAAAACGUCGUGUCCUUGGUGCUCGACCUCUGGGCGCGUCGGCAGUGAAAAGCAGCGCUGACGAGGCACCGCUGGUCGCCGACCACGCAAGUCCGAACGCUGCGACAGCCGGAGCAAGUCUGGCAGAUGCACCGCCCAGUGACUUGCAGGCCACGAAGCGCGCAUCAGGUACACCUGUGAGUGAGCGGCAAGUGAGCCCACGAGCUGCAUUGAAGUCGUCCGUGGUAGCUGGGCAGGUAGCACAUCGUGCCUCACCGGAUGAUGCUUGGCAAGCGCCCUACAAUGAAACCGCAUGGCAAAGUCGAGGCCCUGAGGGCGACGCACAGGCCGCUAUCGACCACUCUAGUGGUUAUCGCACUGCUCCAGGCAAACAUCCCGAUGUGCAGCUCAAGUUGAAACCAGCUGAUGAGCAUGCUGUCUCGGAUAUGGAGAGGUUUAUGCCGCUCGAAUGCAAAGAGGCAGCUCAGCGAGCGCAAGGUUCAGCGGCGAUUCACGCACAUCUAUCUACUGUGCAGGGGCAAGCGCCUGGCAAUGUGUUCUAUUUCGAUUCAAAAGCACCACCUGUCUCAUCGGAAACUACACAUACAUUCGAGCAAGGAGGUUCUUCUGUGAAAAGCGUCAGCCCACAACAGACUGAAACCAAUACGAUUGCAAGGAGGCAGGCUCAGCUUGCGAACCGGCCGAUAUCGGAUGCCACCGCCAAGGGCGAUCCAGACCUGGCCCGCCAUGAUGAGACCCUGCAGGCGAGCAUGCCGACAACUGACUCGAUUACCAUGAUGGACAGCGAGCAAGUAUUCCAUACAGGUACUCACGCGGAUCCAAUUCGCUCUGCAAAGUCCAGUCGGGCACAUGGCGGAUCCGAUCAGCAUCCACCUGAACCUAGCGCCCCCGAAACUGGAGAAGCAUUGGCAAUAAAGAUUGCAGCAGCCGGAGCCGGCACACGAAAGAGCGCUACGCCGCCGGUGUCACCAGGAGCGGUGCUGGAUGAGCCGCCCUUAAUCCAUACUCCUUCGCCAUUGGCUGUUCAUGAGGCGCAAGCAGCGGUAUCGAAGGAGCCGCUCCUGACCCCAAGCACCUUACCAUCGACGGUACCUGAGGCGGCCGCAGCAUCUGAAGCGCAAGAAGCCCAGCUUGACACGGAGGGAUCGCGAGACAUUACUGCAGCGAUAGGAGAAUCUGCAUCCGUGAUGUCGACGGAAACCGCUGCAGGUCAUUCGGAAGGAUCCACCCGGGUAGCAGGGAGCUCGUCUCCGCGGGAUGCAAGGAUGCUGUCGAGCGCUUCGCCCAGCGAACCCGAGGCGCUGCGCGCUCCUGAAACCCGGUCGAUGACACCGCCAACGGCAGCGGCAGCAGCUCUAGACCCAGCGAUAGACAGGGCGUCAGCCGCAGUGGCUGCUGUGCGGCUUCCAGGCAUCGGAAGUGCCUCAGUUGCUGUUGAGUCGCCAGCUGCAGCAACGUCCUCGAACGCGCGCACCGUUGAUCUACAGGCUGGAUCGCUCGCCAGCGCUGAUGAGGAAUUGUCCUAUCUGCUUCCAGAGAGCAGUAUUCCGGUUGCUGGCCCGUUUUUUGGCAAUGAUAGCGGAUCGGAUCGUUUGGAGGACUCAACAAUGACCCGGGAGCAGGUGCCGCAGUCGCCGGGAGUCUCGUCACCACCGGGGCAAGGCUCAACGACGCCUUCGGCCCGCGUCCAAAGUCCAGUCUCUGGUGUUGCGUCCAUUGCAUCUGGCGGGAGCAGUUGUGAUCGCUUAGCAGCAGCUGAAGAUUCCACAGCAUGGAUCACCGAGCGUCGGCGAGCAGCGGAUGGAACACUGCAUUCCGUCCCUGGCUCUAGCAGACUCACUUUUGAGAGCGAGAUGGCUUUUCGGACUGCCGCCUACGUCGCAGAGACAAGCGCCGAGCACCUGCGCAGUGCUCCCGAAACGCAGCGGCCGCGUCUCGAAGCAGCCUCCACUGCAGCACAAUCCGACGAUCGGGCGAUAUCACCUCCAGCGGGUGCCUCCGAACAGCAUCUGUCCCGCGAGGAAAGCGUCGAGGCCGCAACACACACCAGUGAGCGAGUACAGGGCUCGGAUGUCGGCACUAGCCCGAGUGCUGGACACGAAAGCGAGCGCGUUAUCGGUCAUCAAGACGAAAUUGCAAGUAUCGCAGCGCGUUACGCAGCUGCUCAAAAAGAGGCUGAGCACUGGGCUGUGCGGUAUGAGGCACUCCACGCCGAGUACAUCCUCCUACAAACUGAAGUAGAGAAGCUUCGUGAACACUGCUUAGAACAGGAAUCCAAUACAGAGUCACUGGAGGAGGCGCUCGAACAAGCACUCGAACAGUUGCGCAUCGCCAAGGAGGAGCAGGAGGCGAGCCGCCGUGCGGAGACAUCUGCGUCCACCAAGAUGGUGGACCUGCAGCGGUCCAUGGCAUCCUUGGAGAAGCGUCUGCUUGAGUUUGAAGAACGGGAACGGCGACUUACGACGGCGCUCACGGCGAUGCAGCAGUCUCACGAGGCCGCCCUGGCACGCAAUCAAGAACAGCACCGCACGCAGCUCAGCGAAAUAGAGCGUCGUUUACUGCGGAGCGAGUUGGCUUUGCAGGAAAAAGAUACGGAGUUGUCUGCAUUGCGUGCGCGCCUCGAACAAACAGAGGCAGAGCUCGUGGCUGCCCGAGCGGAGAACGCGCAGCUGACCGACACAUUGGCCGAAUGCCGAGCGACACUCGAGGAGGCUCAGACUCGAGUUGCACGUCUCUCCCAGGAACGGAACUGGUGGAAGAUGCUGAUGCUGAGGCAACGAUACCGGCCUUUGAUUGAUCCUGUCCUCGGGGAUAGCUCCAGCGAGCACCCGGUCUAUUUCAAUGCCGAAAGCGGAAAACGCCUCGCUUUGGGCGAACAGGGAGACGGGAGCGUAGAUACGCAGCAGCAGCAGCAGCAGCAGCAAGAGCCCCUUGUUCCCGAGCUUUUGGAUGUCGAUCAGGUUAUUGAAAGCACAGCGGCUGACGAACCCGUUGACAGACCUUUUCUCCGCCAGCUGCUGCUGGUGUUUCUGCUGAGCGAGAAAGCAAACCAGCGUCGUGAAGCGCUGGACCUGCUCCUGCGAAUGCUCCAAUGUACGGAGGCGGAACGUUCGCAAGCCCUCGGACGCGUAUGGCCACGUUCGAACGCCGUAUCGCUCGGUCGCGAGUUUGUGCGUUUUCUGUUGCGCGAAACAGAACCCGAUCCUCAGCGUGACACCGACACUGGGAACCUGGAAACCGUACCUUCCAACCGGGCUGUCAGCGACGAUGGAAGCACAGCGCAGCGAUAA
Cyanidioschyzon merolae strain 10D is the source of this 3729-nucleotide messenger RNA. RefSeq lists its product as hypothetical. The record is from RefSeq and is a predicted model, not a curated record. The coding region runs from base 1 to 3729 and encodes 1242 amino acids. Lineage: Eukaryota; Rhodophyta; Bangiophyceae; Cyanidiales; Cyanidiaceae. The transcript has a single exon.